Messenger RNA from Ectocarpus sp. CCAP 1310/34, 727 nucleotides. The record is from the annotation of a GenBank genome assembly. NCBI's taxonomy places the organism in Eukaryota, Phaeophyceae, Ectocarpales, Ectocarpaceae.
CCCGUGGAUUCCGGAGGGGGGGGGAGACCGCAGAUGUUCGCAACGAUGUUCGCCACCCGUGAGGAUGUGGACGCCGCACUUCGCGCCGAGCGCCCGCCCGACAAGAUGCCUGACCUUCCGCACUGCAUGGCCAGCGACCUCCGCGAGCCGAAGACGUUCAACGAGGCCAUGCGGUCUCAACAUUCAGAGUUAUGGAAUGAUGCAAUCGGUCGAGAGUUUUUCGGUUUGUUGGAUGCAGGAACUUUUAGUCCGGUGUAGCAACCAGUAGAGAACGCCAUCAAUGCUAAGUGGGUCUUUAACUGUAAGGCAGACGAGUACGGAUGGCCGACGAAAUUCAAGGCAAGACUUGUAGCGCGGGGGGACAUGCAGAGGGCUUCGAUUGAUUUUGGAGAAUUGUUUGCACCCACCGUAUCAGUGUCUAGUGUGCGCUUGUUGGCAGCAUUAGCGUGUGAGCAGAAUCUUGACUUGUGCCAUUUCGACAUUCAGCAGGCUUUUGUGCAGUCUGAGCUUGAUGAGGAUGUUUUCAUGCGCUUACCGCAGGGGCGUGGUAGGUUAUCUGGCCUGAUCGUGAAGCUCAAGAGUCUGUAUGGUUUGAAGCAGGCAUCACGACAUUGGCAUGCGCACCUGACGAGGUGAUUGUUACUUUUAGGUUUUUUGCAGUGUCUGGCAGAUGCAUGUGUUUUUCGAUUGAUGAAGGACGUGUGAUCAUGAUCAUCGUGGUCCACGU